Molecule: messenger RNA, 3075 nt
Organism: Gastrolobium bilobum
Lineage: Eukaryota; Viridiplantae; Streptophyta; Magnoliopsida; Fabales; Fabaceae
Product: lysine-specific demethylase JMJ14-like
Exons: 11
Coding region: 95-3046 (983 amino acids)
Biological process (GO): chromatin remodeling
Cellular component (GO): nucleus
Molecular function (GO): histone H3K4me/H3K4me2/H3K4me3 demethylase activity
Source: RefSeq, a predicted model, not a curated record
AUUCUUUGAUAUUUGACUUUGGAAAUUUAUUUAGGGAAACUUAUUCAAAUAAGAGGUCCUUCUUGCCGCUUCAAUCAAAUUUGAUAUCUGUCUGAUGGAUAAUCCUUCUAGGCACAAACCAAAAAAGGAAAAUGCACUUGAAUCUUCUGGCAGUCCACAAAAAAGAAAGAUAACAGCCAGAUGGGAUCCAGGAAAUGCAUGUCGGCAUGUAAUUGAUGAAGCACCUGUGUUUUAUCCUACUCCUGAGGAGUUUGAAGACACACUUGGUUACAUUGCUAAGAUACGUCCUGAAGCUGAACCCCAUGGCAUAUGUAGGAUUGUCCCUCCAGUUUCCUGGGUUUUACCUUGUACUCACAAGGAGAAAGAUUUAUGGGAAAAUGCUAAAUUUCCCACCCAUAUUCAGCAAAUUGACUUGCUUCAGAACAGGGAACCCAUGAGAAAGAAAAGUAGGGGAAGGAAACCAAAACGGAGAAAGUACUCAAGGAAGGGUUCAUUAAGGAAAACUGCAAAUUCAGGCUCUGAAGCUAAUGUUACUUCUGAACCUGGUGAGAAGUUUGGAUUCCAAUCAGGGUCAGACUUCACACUUAAAGACUUUCAGCAGCAUGCUAAUGUUUUUAAAGAUUGCUACUUUGGGUUGAAUGCUGUCAAUGAAGAUGGAAAAGUUAGUAAAAAUAAUCACAAGAGAUGGGAGCCCUCUAUGGAGGAAAUUGAAGGUGAAUUCUGGCGAAUAGUUGAGGAACCAACCGAUGAGGUUGAGGUGUAUUAUGGAGCUGACGUGGACACUGGUGCACUUGGAAGUGGUUUUCCUAAGCCAUCAUCCUUAACUAAGAGUGAUUCAGAUCGGUAUGCUAUGUCUGGUUGGAAUCUGAAUAACUUUGCGCGACAGCCAGGUUCUGCAUUAUAUUUUGAAGGAAGUGAUAUCUCCGGAGUUGUAGUUCCAUGGAUGUAUGUUGGAAUGUGCUUUUCAACAUUUUGCUGGCAUGUUGAGGAUCAUAACCUCUAUUCGCUUAAUUAUCUGCACUGGGGUGAACCAAAAGUAUGGUAUGGAGUACCUGGAAGCCAUGCUUCAGCAUUGGAAGAUGCAAUGAAAAAGCACUUGCCUGAUUUAUUUGAAGAACAACCAAAUCUGCUUAAUGAAUUGGUGACUCUGUUAUCUCCUUCAAUUCUUAAAUCUGAGGGAGUUCCUGUGUAUCGCACCGUCCAGCAUCCAGGGGAAUUUGUCCUUACCUUUCCAAAGGCAUACCACUGUGGCUUCAACUGCGGAUUCAACUGUGCAGAGGCAGUGAAUGUGGCUCCUGUUGAUUGGUUUGUGCAUGGCCAGGAUGCUGCUGAGCUUUACAGUUUGCAGUGCCGUAAGACAACAUUGUCCCAUGACAAGGUUUUAUUUGGGUCAGCUCAGGAAGCUGUACUAGCCCUUGUAGAGCUAACUCUCCAUGGAAAAGAAAAUCUAAAAUAUUCAAAAUGGAGAAGUGUUUGUGGGAAAGAUGGAGUUCUUACCAAUGCAGUUAAGACAAGGAUAAAGAUAGAAAAAGAAAGGCUUGACUGUCUUCCUACUAAUUUAAAGAUGCUGAAGAUGGACAGUGACUUUGAUUUGUCUGAGGAAAAAGAAUGCUUCUCUUGCUUCUAUGACUUGCAUCUUUCUGCUGUAGGUUGCAGUUGCUCUCCUGGCAGAUAUUUUUGUCUUAAGCACUCAAAUUUGCUUUGCUCAUGUAAAAAGGACAAAAUAUAUGUUCUACUUCGUUUUACUAUGGAUGAGCUAAGUACAUUGGUCGAAGCAUUGGAAGGAGAAUCACAUGCUAUUGAAGUGUGGGCAAAUAGAAACACCAGAAUGGUUUCUGCUAAUGCUGCAGAUGAUAGCAUGUGUAGACAAGAUGUGGAGAGCGCCAUGUGCAAAACGAAGAGUCAUGAAGGAAAAAGCUCAACUUCUUGUGCAGGAACUAAUGAGAAGUCAAAAUUAGGCCCCUCGGAGUCGCCUGCACCUAUAGAUUUUCCUAAGGACAAUAUGAUCAACAAAAUGAUGACCGCGGACAACAAGCAGGGAGGUUCUUUGGAUUUGAACCUUGAUGUUGUUUCUGAUGAACCUGAAAGUAGUUUGCUACGCAUUGUUGAUGGCCAUCAUAAUAAGUGUGUUCAAUGUGUGGAUAAAGUCUGCUGUGCAGAGGCCAGAAAGGAAGGAGACGACAUGGAACUUGGUGCUGGUGGUAUCCAAUCGGCCUCCAAUACUGUCUUGGAGAAAGAUUUUACGUCAUCUUCAAGGGAUGUUCGAAAUUCUUGUAAACUUGAUGGUUGUCAAUUGUUUGGGCAAAUGCUUUCAGGUUCAGGAGAGAAACUCAACAAUGAAUUUACAAGGAAAGUUGUAACCUCCUCCAAUACAAGUAUAUCUUUGACAAACCAAAACUUUGGUAUUUCUGUUGAGUAUGUACGUUUGGGCUCUGUUUCGUAUGGAAAGCUGUGGUGCAGUAAACAAGCAAUAUAUCCAAAAGGAUUCAAAAGUCGUGUUAAGUUCUUUAGCAUUUUUGAUCCAAGAAGCACCUGUAACUAUGUUUCUGAAGUCAUCGAUGGAACAUUUCUUGGGCCUAUUUUCAAGGUUUACAUGGAAGAAUAUCCAAGUGACGCUUUCACAGACACGUCAGCAGAUAAGUGUUGGGAAAGAGUUAGUGAGACUCUAAAUGAUGAAAUCAAGAGGCGAAGGAGUCUAGUUGGAAAAGAACUUCCUCACUUGGAACUUCUGCAAAACAUUAACGGCCAUAAAAUGUUUGGAUUCCUUUCUCCACUCAUUAUUCAGGCCAUUGAAGCUCAAGAUCCCAGUCAUCAAUGCAAAGAGUACUGGAAUAACAAAGAAGUGCUCCCUGAAUCCUCAGGCAUUGUUGCCAUUGAUGAGUGUAAGUUAACUCAUGGUACAAGUAACUCUCUAGGUGAUGUCAAGACCAAACUUUCUGGUGUAAAUUUAAAAAGGAAGAAGCAAUAUAACAUAAGAGGAAGUGUAGAUUUAAAAAGGAAGAAGCAAGAUAACAUAGGAAGAAGUUAUCAUUCGUUUGAGAAAUGAAACUGGUGCUACAUGGAUUUUUGAAAAAG